Molecule: messenger RNA, 357 nt
Organism: Plasmodium reichenowi
Lineage: Eukaryota; Apicomplexa; Aconoidasida; Haemosporida; Plasmodiidae
Product: 60S acidic ribosomal protein P1, putative
Exons: 2
Coding region: 1-357 (118 amino acids)
Biological process (GO): translational elongation; cytoplasmic translation
Cellular component (GO): ribosome; cytosolic large ribosomal subunit
Molecular function (GO): protein kinase activator activity; ribonucleoprotein complex binding; structural constituent of ribosome
Source: RefSeq, a predicted model, not a curated record
AUGGCAUCAAUUCCAGCAUCAGAAUUACCAGAAUGUGAAAAGCAGGAACUUUUAUGUACCUAUGCUGCUUUAAUAUUACAUGAAGAAAAAAUGAGUAUAACAAGUGACAAUAUUUUAAAGCUUAUUAAAAAUUCUAACAAUACUGUUUUGCCAUACUUACCAAUGCUUUUCGAAAGGGCUUUAAAGGGAAAAGAUAUUCAGAGCUUAUUAAGUAACUUAAGUGUAGGAAGUGCCCCUGCAGCUGCUGCCCAAGUUACAACUGAAAAACCAAGUGAAGACAAAAAGGAAGCCAAAAAAGAAGAAAAAGUAGAGGAAGAAGAAGAAGAAGAUGAUUUAGGUUUCUCCUUAUUUGGUUAA